AUGUCUGUAUCACAGGCUGCGGCCGCGGCCACGACCGCGAACUCAGUCAAAUCGACCCCGAUCGAACCGACGACUGCUAGCGCCACUUCCAGUGCAGAGUCCGCGGCAACCACCUCUGAAGCAACUUCAUCCACGCCUUCUACGACUUCUACCAGUUCAAGUACUACCAUCACUACCACUAGUAGCAGUAAUACCAGCACCAGCACCAGCACCACUAGCAGCACCAGCAGCACCAGCACUUCCACGAGCGAGACCACAUCUUCUGCGACCAAAACUUCCACCACCCCGACUGAAACCACCACUUCGACGACCAGCUCAGUAGCCGACAUCGUCACGACAUCUGCGAGCACCAACGGUCAGACCACGGUUUAUGCCACUAUCACCGAAACCUCCACCUAUCCCACCACCGGCGUUUCAUCAGCAACGAACUCGUCUUCUGCCACCGACUCGGCCGCAUUGUCGACCACUGCUGCCUCUUCCAGCCAUGGCCUAUCCGCUGGUGGCACCAUUGCGGUCGCCGUCGUGGUACCCGUCGUUUCAGUGGCGCUGAUUGUCCUGGCUGCCAUUUUCUUCUGGCGCAAGCGGAAGGCUAAGAAGGCCGCCGAGGAAGAGCGCCGAAAGGAAGUGGAAGAGUAUGGAUUUAACCCGAACAAUGACCCAAUUCUGCCCGGCAUGGGAGGCAGUGUGGCCCCCAAGGAUGAUAACUCGUCGGGCUACCGUGGCUGGGGAACGACCUCUGCUGGCCGCAAGGCCUCGACCAAUUUGUCCAGUGGUAUGGGAAUGGCUAUGUCGGAUGGCAGUGGUGCCUAUCACCACCAAGCGACUCCCAGUGAAGGCACAGUGCAGUAUUCGGACGGUGCUCGUCCGGACUCAGGCGAGAUUGAACCCAUUGGCGUGCUGGGUGCCGCCCCCGUGGCCGCUAACAACCGCAAUGGCGACAUCCAUCGUGGUCCUUCCAAUGCGUCGUCGGCGUACUCGGCCGCCAAUCAAUCCGAAGCAUCGGAAGAAAGCCACAUGUCUGCUGCGCACCCGUCCGGAGGAUUUUACGGAGAGAACCCGUAUUACGGCGAAACGACUGGACACGGAGCAUAUGCCGAUGAUGCCUACCAGCCAGUAAUCCGGGAUGUUCAGGCGCGCCGCAACACGCGCAUUGAAAACCCGGGUGUCUACCCGCGGCAAGGGAAUGCGGGCAUUGCCCAAAAUUUCUAG
Messenger RNA from Penicillium atrosanguineum, 1209 nucleotides. RefSeq lists its product as uncharacterized. The record is from RefSeq and is a predicted model, not a curated record. Bases 1 to 1209 code for a protein of 402 amino acids. The transcript has a single exon. NCBI's taxonomy places the organism in Eukaryota, Fungi, Ascomycota, Eurotiomycetes, Eurotiales, Aspergillaceae.